Molecule: messenger RNA, 3213 nt
Organism: Neolamprologus brichardi
Lineage: Eukaryota; Metazoa; Chordata; Actinopteri; Cichliformes; Cichlidae
Source: RefSeq, a predicted model, not a curated record
UCGCCUAAUAAUAGUUGUCACAUUAUCACGGAAGUUAACAUAACUACCAGAAAAUAGCUCACAGCUUUUCUCAAGCCUCAGUGUUGUAAUUAAUUUGAACGUUAGCAUAUUUUAAUGGGUCUAUUGCAGUUCCUCCAUAUGACCACAAGAGGGCGACCUACAAAAACGACUAGGGGUAUUUGUAACCGAGCUAGUUUACCAGAAUUUUCACGUGCAGUUAUUUGUUCAAUAUCAAUUGACAUUGCAUUAAUUUUAUGUUUAAUGUCCGGAUCCCCUUAUCUGGCGUCAGUUUACAAAAUGUUAAAAGGAAUUAAAAUAAAAAUGACAAAUUAAAAAUCCUUCUGGAAACAACAACAAAAUCAAAAUAGACAUAGUGUAAUAGAACCACCUCCUCUAUAGACUUUCAAAAUAAAGCAUACCGAGACCUAUAGGUAUAGGUAUGAAUGAGUAAAAUAUUCAAGAUUAAAUCCAAGAAGAUGAAUUUCAUUGUUUAAUUUAACUUCAGCUGCUUUUUAAAAAGUCUGAAUGUCCAUAAGCAAACAAACUCAAGCCGUUGGACGAUCCGAACUCAACUUCCCAGCAUUCAUAUCGGCAAAGAAUAUGGUUGCGCAGAGCUUCAGGUGCUGAAGACUGUGUGCUUUAAAGUAGUUACUUGCAGCAAUGCCAACUUUUAUCGUAUUUAUAUUGCUUUUGGCCUCCAGCGUGUCGGCCUCGGAUUCAAAAGUCUCUCAGGAUGCCCGCAGUCCCACUGAGAGCUAUUUCAUGUGGUUAUGGCACAGCAGGUUGUACCUGUACUCGGCUGCUGCGCUUGUUUUUGGGCUCUGGUUCUUACUGAAGAAGAAAAACGUUUCUAAAGAUGCCAGCAAAGAGAAGAACGACAAAGUUGACAAAGCUGCAAAGAAGAACGACAGAGAGACCAAGAAGGUUCAUGUGUCAGGAGUCAAAAUCUUCUAUGGCUCACAAACCGGGACUGCAAAGGGCUUUGCGAACGAGCUGUCAGAGGAGGUGAAGUCUUUGGGUUUACCAGCCGAGGUGAUUGACAUGAAGGACUACGAUCCAGAUGAUCAGCUUGCUGAUGAGUGCUUCAGUAAGUCGGUGUGCGUGUUUCUUGUGGCAACUUACACUGAUGGACAGCCCACAGAAAAUGCUGAGUGGUUCUGCAAGUGGCUCGAAGAGGCAUCCACUGACUUCAGAUAUGGGAAGACCUACUUGAAAGGACUCAGAUAUGCAGUGUUUGGCCUUGGAAACUCUGUCUACGUUGGCCAUUACAACACGGUGUGUAAAAAUGUGGACAAGUGGCUGUGGAUGCUGAGUGGCAGACGAAUCAUGACCAGGGGAGAAGGCGACUGUAAUGUGGUGAAGAGUCUUAAUGGCAGCAUCCAGGCAGACUUCCUGACCUGGAAGGUCAAGUUCCUGAACCGCUUACAGACUCUGGCAAAGGGCGAGAAAAAGAGCUGCAGUGGGAAGUGUAAGACUGAGGGCUCCUGUAAGAACAAGAGGAAGGAGCGACAGGAGGAAGAGAAGAAGGCCUCUCCACAGAAUAACAGCUCUGAGGUAAGGGCAGGAAAAAAUGGGGAUAAAUCCAGGCGAGCAGUGUAAGAUGUAAUUAGUUUGAGCAUUAAUAUUGUCAAGAGACAGCAGAGCAAAGAGGAGAGUCAAAGAGACGGCCAGAUGGUGAAGCUAUCCAAAUUAAACGGAGUGCAGAAGAUUGAAGACGAAGGGGAAAGAAGGGAGAUGAUCACCCCUGCCCUCAGAGAAGCACUGACAAAGCAAGGAUAUAAACUGAUUGGGAGUCACUCAGGAGUGAAGCUUUGUCGAUGGACUAAGUCUAUGUUGAGAGGAAGGGGAGGUUGUUACAAGCACACUUUCUACGGUAUCGAGUCCCACCGGUGCAUGGAGACUACCCCCAGCCUCGCAUGUGCUAACAAGUGUGUCUUCUGCUGGAGACAUCAUACCAACCCUGUCGGCACUGAAUGGCGCUGGAAAAUGGAUCCUGCAGAGAAAAUCUUGGAGGAUGCCCUGGAAAAGCACCAGAACAUGAUUCGACAAUUCAGAGGUGUCCCUGGAGUAAAGCCUGACAGGUAUGAGGAGGGCCUAGCAGUCAAGCACUGCGCCCUGUCCUUGGUUGGUGAACCAAUCAUGUAUCCUGAAAUCAACAACUUCAUUCGCCUCCUCCACCACCAUCAGAUCUCCAGUUUCUUGGUAACCAAUGCGCAGUUCCCCCAGGAAAUCAGGAGUUUGGUGCCAGUUACUCAGUUGUAUGUCAGUGUGGAUGCCAGCACCCAAGACAGUCUGAAGAAGAUUGACCGGCCACUUUUCAAGGAUUUCUGGCCGCGCUUCCUGGAUAGCCUCAAGGCCCUGGGAGAAAAAAAACAGAGGACGGUGUACAGACUGACGCUGGUCAAAUCCUGGAAUGUGGAGGAGAUGCAGGCUUACUCAGAGCUCAUAGCAUUGGGCCAGCCAGACUUCAUUGAGGUCAAGGGGGUGACAUACUGCGGGGAAAGCUCUGCGAGCAGCCUGACAAUGGCAAAUGUUCCCUGGCACCAGGAAGUGGUCACCUUCGUUCAGCAGCUAGCUGACAUGUUGCCUGAAUAUGAGAUUGCCUGCGAACACGAGCACUCAAACUGUCUGCUCAUUGCACACACCAAGUUCAAGGUGGAUGGCGAGUGGUGGACAUGGAUUGACUACGAACGCUUUCAGGAACUGGUCCAAGCUUAUGAUGAAAGUGGAGGACAGCAGACUUUCUCUGCCUUGGACUACGUAGCCAAGACUCCCAGCUGGGCUCUGUUUGGAGCCCAAGAACAAGGUUUCGACCCUGCUGAGACACGUUUCCAACGACGCAACAAAAGCAAAGACAUCUCAGGAUGCUGAUAGAUGAGCGAGCGAGAGAAACCAGACAGAGGUAGAGUUACUAUAGUGAGCGCCAAUACUUAAAUAAAAAACGGAAAAUUUGGGGUUUGUUGUUUUUAUUGCUAUCCUCUUGGAGCUUCAGCGUUAUUUGUGUGUCUGUAUGUCCACAGCUGCCUUCCUUGUCAUGUGGACUCCCUGGUUUAAUUUCUCUUAUAUUUCAUUUCUUUUGACAUAACCUCUAAAAUCAGUCAUGGACCAGAAGAAAUUUACUCACUCCUAUUUUCUAGGAAUUUGCCGGAACAACAGGUUAUUUACAACAUCAGGUUAUUGCUUCUUUUUCUUCAUAGAUGUGCCUAGAUCUUU